Molecule: messenger RNA, 1734 nt
Organism: Misgurnus anguillicaudatus (oriental weatherfish)
Lineage: Eukaryota; Metazoa; Chordata; Actinopteri; Cypriniformes; Cobitidae
Product: macrophage mannose receptor 1-like
Source: RefSeq, a predicted model, not a curated record
UUAUGAACAUGAGUUUGUUUCUGCUGCUUCUGCUGUCAGGUUGGUGUCAUCAAUUAAAUCUGUUUUCACAAGUAUAUGUGUGCACAUGCAUAUAUUUAAACAUGUUUAUUUUAACAGGACUUCUGUGCAGCGCUUCUGGUCUUUGGCGAGAUUAUGAGUACAUAAACAGAAAAAUGACAUGGACACAAGCUCAGAGUUAUUGUAGAGAGAGAUACACUGAUCUGGCUACUGUAGACUCGAUGGAUGAUGUGAACACGAUGAUAAAUUUAGUGAAUGAAACGGAUGGGUACACAGGAUCAGUGUGGCUUGGACUGACAAGAAAGAAUCAGAGUAAUUGGGGUUGGUCUAUGGGAGAUGAUACUCUUACACAAUACAGUGCCUGGGAUUCAGCAAAUGCUUCUAGUGAAGGAGCAUGUGGCUAUAGUAACAAUAGAACUUGGUUCACUACUUCCUGCUCAACAGAACUGUACUUUAUGUGCUAUAAGGCGGGUAAUAUAUUUGUCAACUGCUUGUAUGGAAGAAACUGGACAGAUGCUCAAGCCCACUGCAGAGAGAAGUAUGUUGAUCUGCUCACCGUCCACGACCUUGGGGAUCAGGAGAGGCUAUAUACUAAAGGUGUGGUCUGGAUCGGUCUGUUCAUUGACUCUUGGCGGUGGUCCGACCAAUGGAACCUCACCUUUAGAAACUGGGCAGUAGGAUAUCCAUCUGUGAAAUCAGAAUCAGGUGACUGUGUUGCCAUGUCAAUAGCAGCUUCUGGAAAAUGGGCUCAUGACAACUGUAGUCUACAACGUCCUUUUAUCUGCCAUGGAACUCAGAUGAAUAAGCAACAGAUUAUCAGAGUGAACUUGUCCUGUGAAAACUGCAACUUGAAUGAUUCUUCACUACAGAUGACCACGAUGAGUAAGAUAAAUAAAAAGAUGCAGAGCUUGGGGCUGGGAACGUACAACGAUGUAAUGUGGAUGAAGGAUGAAGGUGGAGAGGUGUUUCAUAUGGAGAUAAAUCGUACAGCGAAGACAAAGACUGCAUGUAAUGGGAACUAAUCUGUUAUUUACUUUAAAUAUUUUUUUUUAAAUAAAUAUUUAUAUAUAAAGUAAGUACAUGCAUAAUGCAAACUCUUUGUGCUUAUGAAGUAAUUGUUACAGUAUGUAUCUAUGUCGAUAUAUUCUGUCAAAAACUACAUAAUGAUCUAAUGUUAAACACAUUUUGGCAAGUGUGUUGAGAAGGUGGGAGCUUUAUAGUACAUUUCUUAGUUCUGGUUCAAACUCAAAAUUCGAACUUUGUUCUGUUUUCUCUUUAUUGUUUUAAGUCUAGUUCAGAAACUCUCUCGCCAUGUCUUCUAAAACUAUUAGAAAAUAACUGUAUUUUUUUAAACAAAAAAGCAAUUCUUAAUCUUUCCAUGUCCAUUUUCAUAUCCAGGAAAUGUUAUUUGUUUGUGUAAAUAUAAAACAAACAUGGUAAAGAAGGCCUUAGGUCAUUUGGGGAUCACAUUGCAUUAUGUUGUGGGAAAGUACAAAAUAUUUUACAAUAUUUUGAAACACUGAUUUUAGUCUUCUGUUGUCAGUGCAUUACAUCUACAAUGUGACUCUAUGUAUUUCCGCUUCUGUCACUAUGCAUCUAUUUUGCUCUGUCAUUGUUAGAAAAAAAUUGUCAAAUUAUUGUCCCUAGCCAUCACUGAGGUAGUACCCUUUCAAAAAGUACUUUGUGCAGCAUGCAGCACGUCAAUAGGCUUGUUCG